Messenger RNA from Gongylonema pulchrum, 566 nucleotides. Lineage: Eukaryota; Metazoa; Nematoda; Chromadorea; Rhabditida; Gongylonematidae. The record is from the annotation of a GenBank genome assembly.
GAUAACGUGGCUUUUCAUGCUGUUAUGUUUCCUGCAGUGCUGCUUGCUACGCAGGAAAAUUAUACAUUGGUUAAUCGACUCAGCGCUACGGAAUAUCUCAAUUACGAGAACACAAAAUUUAGCAAGUCACGUGGGACAGGUGUGUUCGGUGAUAUGGCCUCUAAAACUGGCAUAGACGCUGAUUUGUGGCGAUUUUACUUGCUGUAUGUGCGACCCGAAACACAGGAUACAUCAUUCGCUUGGGACGAUUUUGCCUUGAAGGUAAAUGCGGAACUGCUAAAUAAUUUGGGAAAUUUCGUGAAUCGUGCUCUGAGUUUCCUGGUGAAGUAUUUCGAUUCGGUGGUGCCCGAGAUGUAUCUUGAUGAGCAGGCGAACACAAUGCUUGCUGAAAUCGCAGCAGUUCUCAGUGAGUACGACUCAUCUUUUAGCGAACUGAGACUUCGCGAUGGUAUUGUCAAAGUACUUGCUGUCUCACGACAUGGAAAUCUGUACAUUCAGUCAACGCAGCCCUGGGUUCUUAUCAAAGGGAACGAGAAUGAAAGGUUUUUUUUUUUUUUUCACUAACU